AGAGAGGCGGGUACCGGCUGCACUCGCGGGACCCGUGGCGGUUCAGGCAACAGAGCUGACCAAGCAGGCGUUGACUGCGGACAUGACGCCGGAGGACCCGGAGGAGACGCAGCCGCUCCUGGGGCCGCCCGGCGGCAGCGCUCCCCUCAGCCGCCGGGUCUUCCUCGCCGCCUUCGCCGCCGCCCUGGGCCCGCUCAGCUUCGGCUUCGCGCUCGGCUACAGCUCCCCGGCCAUCCCGAGCCUGCGCCGCGCCGCGUCCCCAGCCCUGCGCCUCGAUGACGCCGCCGCCUCCUGGUUCGGGGCCAUCGUGACCCUGGGAGCCGCGGCGGGGGGCGUGCUGGGAGGCUGGCUCGUGGACCGCGCCGGGCGCAAGCUGAGCCUGCUGCUCUGCACCGCGCCCUUCGUGGUCGGCUUUGCCGUCAUCACCGCAGCCCAGAACGUGUGGAUGCUGCUCGGAGGCCGCCUCCUAACCGGCCUGGCCUGCGGUAUUGCCUCGCUCGUAGCCCCGGUGUAUAUCUCUGAAAUCUCCUACCCCACAGUGAGGGGGCUACUGGGCUCCUGUGUCCAACUGAUGGUCGUCACAGGCAUCCUCCUGGCCUACCUGGCAGGCUGGGUCCUAGAGUGGCGCUGGCUGGCUGUUCUGGGCUGCGCACCCGCGUCCUUCAUGCUGCUGCUCAUGUGCUACAUGCCCGAAACCCCCCGCUUCCUGCUGACCCGGCAGAGGCACCAGGAAGCCAUGGCCGCCAUGCACUUCCUGUGGGGCUCUGAGCAGGUCCAGGAGGAGGCCCCUGCUGGGGCUGAGCACCAGGGCUUCCGUCUGGCCCAGCUGAGGCAUCCUGGCAUCUACAAGCCCUUCAUCAUUGGCGUUUCGCUGAUGGCCUUCCAGCAGCUGUCAGGGAUCAAUGCUGUCAUGUUCUAUGCAGAGACCAUCUUCGAGAAGGCCAAGUUCAAGGACAGCAGCCUGGCCUCGGUCAUCGUGGGCAUCAUCCAGGUGCUGUUCACGGCCUUGGCGGCCCUCAUCAUGGACAGAGCUGGGCGGAGACUGCUCCUGACCUUGUCAGGUGUGGUCAUGGUGUUCAGCACCAGCGCCUUCGGUGCCUACUUCAGACUGACGCAGGGCGGCCCCGGCAACUCCUCACACGUGGAGCUUCUCUCGCCUCUCUCCAUGGAGCCCGCCAGCGCCAGCGUGGGGCUGGCCUGGCUGGCGGUGGGCAGCGUGUGCCUCUUCAUUGCCGGCUUCGCUGUGGGCUGGGGGCCCAUCCCCUGGCUCCUCAUGUCGGAGAUCUUUCCUCUGCACGUCAAAGGCGUGGCCACUGGUGUGUGCGUCCUCACUAACUGGUUCAUGGCCUUCCUGGUGACGAAAGAGUUCAGCAGUGUGAUGGAGGUACUCAGGCCCUAUGGUGCCUUCUGGCUUGCCUCCGCCUUCUGCAUCCUCAGUGUCCUUUUCACUUUGUCCUGUGUCCCGGAAACCAAAGGAAAGACUUUGGAGGAAAUCACAGCCCAUUUUGAGGGGCGAUGACAACCCCUUCUUGUGAGUGGCUGCCUCUCCUCUCAGGCCCAGCUUUGGGCUUCAGCGGGGGUUGGAGCCUGCCUGCGACUCCAAGCUGGGCCUCAGCCAGAGCCUGGAGCCCCUGUCUGUCCCCAGGGAGCUGGAAUCCAGGACUGCAGUCCCUUGGAGCCUUGUCCUCCAGGGCGCUUCCUUCCUACCCAGCUCUCCACAGCCCAGCAGACCAUGGGCAUGAGGUUUCCCGGCCCCCGGGUCCAAUUCCCGCCACCCCUCUGCGUCUCCAGGGAAGGGGGCAUCUUGGAAGGGCCUCGUUGCCCUGCAGUCCAUUGUCCACAGACCGCAUCCAUCUUGUCACGAAAGCAACAGCAGAGGAGGGGGCACUCUUGACUCCUCAUUUUCUGGAGGAUAUGCUUCUGAGGGGCGGUCCCUGACUUCUCCCCUCAUGUGGCUUCAUUGUCAGGAAGGAGCUUUGUUUGCCAAAUAAAGAUUUGACUCAGAAAAUCA
Molecule: messenger RNA, 2011 nt
Organism: Mustela lutreola (European mink)
Lineage: Eukaryota; Metazoa; Chordata; Mammalia; Carnivora; Mustelidae
Gene: SLC2A8
Product: solute carrier family 2 member 8
Exons: 10
Coding region: 83-1519 (478 amino acids)
Biological process (GO): transmembrane transport
Cellular component (GO): membrane
Molecular function (GO): transmembrane transporter activity
Source: RefSeq, a predicted model, not a curated record